Molecule: messenger RNA, 2126 nt
Organism: Loxodonta africana (African savanna elephant)
Lineage: Eukaryota; Metazoa; Chordata; Mammalia; Proboscidea; Elephantidae
Gene: HSD17B2
Product: hydroxysteroid 17-beta dehydrogenase 2
Exons: 5
Coding region: 340-1476 (378 amino acids)
Biological process (GO): steroid metabolic process
Cellular component (GO): intracellular membrane-bounded organelle
Molecular function (GO): testosterone dehydrogenase (NAD+) activity; estradiol 17-beta-dehydrogenase [NAD(P)+] activity
Source: RefSeq, a predicted model, not a curated record
UCUCCAGAGGUGGAGCUGUCAUUUCAUGAACAGAACGUGUGUGUUUGUGUUUGCGUAUGUAUAUGUGUUAUCCAUGUAUAUACAUGUGGGAGGUGGAGGGAAGAGUCGAAGAGGAAGUGCCCUGGUAUUUAUAACAGAUUGGACACCAGUUUAAACCACCCACUGGGAACAUGUGCCUAUAGGAGUAUGCUUAGUUCCUGCCCAUUCAAAGAGUGCCGGGGCUGUUCUCUGCCCCUCCCUUCUAGCCUUUCUCUGCAUAUAACUCAGGGCUCCUUCUGUCAGCCUUGCCCACUGGACUCGCUGGUCCUGAGCACGCAGAGGUGAAGUCAGUCGCUGAGAAUGAGCACUUUCUUCUCCGAGCUGGCAGAGUGGUUCUGCCUGGCUGUCACUGCAGGGCUUGGGGGAAUGCUUCUUUGCAAACUCAAGAAUACCCCGGGGCAGGUGAGAAGGAGGGCCAUCUGCCUAAUGGGCCUCUGGGGAGGCUUUUGCCUGCUCAGCUUGUCCCUUUACUGGGGAUUGGCUGUCUUAUCCCUGUCCUGCUUUCUCACUUCUGUGUACUUAUCUGGCCAAGAGAUGUUACCCGUGGAUCAGAAGGCAGUCCUGAUCACAGGUUGUGAUUCCGGGAUUGGCCAUGCUUUGUCCAAGUAUAUGGACAAGCUGGGUUUCACGGUAUUGGCUGGAGUGUUGAAUGAAAAAGGAGCAGGAGCAGAGGAACUACAAAGAACCUGCUCCUCGCGGCUCUCCGUGAUCCAGCUGGAUGUUACCAACCCAGCCCAGAUAAGAGAGGCAUACCGCAAGGUGGUGGAGAAGGUACCGGACAGAGGACUGUGGGCCGUGAUCAACAACGCUGGGAUCUUUGGCUUCCCAGCAGAUGGGGAGCUCCUUCCCAUGGCUGACUACAGACAAUGCAUGGCAGUGAACUUCUUUGGAGUUGUGGAAGUCACAAAGACAUUUUUGCCUCUUCUUCGGAAAUCCAAGGGGAGGUUGGUGAACAUUAGCAGCAUGGCCGCAGGGGUCCCGAUGGGAAAACUGGCGGCCUAUGGCUCAUCGAAGGCAGCUCUGACCAUGUUUUCAGCAGUUUUGAGACUGGAGCUUUCCAGAUGGGGCGUUAAAGUUGCUGUUAUUCAACCUGGAGGCUUCAAAACAAAUCUCAUGGGCACUAAGGAGAUAUGGGACAAGAAGCAGAAGAACAUUCUGGACAACCUAACUCCUGAUGUGAAGGAGGACUACGGUCAGGACUAUAUUCUUUCCCUAUGGAAUUAUUUUGGCCCCAUGGAUGUGUAUUGCAGCAGUGACUACUCCCCUGUGCUCCUGGAUGUCCAGCAUGCAGUCUCCGUGAAGAGCCCCUGUGCUCUAUACACACCCGGAAAAGGGUCUUACGUGUGGCUCUGCAUUGCCUCCUUCUUGCCUGCUGGGAUGUUUGAUUACCUUGCAAAAGGGAUGUAUAGCCCUGGAAAAAAACGCACAGAGCCAUAAGCACUCCUGCCUGGGAGAACAAGGCCAUGCAGGCAGCAAUGGGCUUUAGAAGAGUGGGAAAUUGUUCAGUUUUAGAAUCAAAGUGAGACUCUGAGCUUCUGAUUAAAUUUGUUUUUCUCCUACUGUGCAUUCCCAGUGAACUUUGUUGGUUGGAUAGUACUUAGUGGUGAGAAGGGUGGAGAGUAGUAAUGACCACUGUCGAGAGCAUUAUUUGAGUACAUACUAUGCAAGAGAUACAUAUCAAAUAUCUUGUCGUCUAAUUCUCCUCAAAGACUUGAGAGAGGUACCUUUACCCCUAUUUAAUAAAAAAAAAAAUAGGUAAGAAAAUUAAAGAUCAGAGAGGUUAAAUUUCCAGUUCAUUGUCACAGCAAGUCUUAGGCUGGGUUCUCUACAGAAGCAAAACCAGUAAAGCAUGUAAAUAUAUACAUAGAAAGAAAUUUAUACCAAGGAAAUGGCUCACGCAGUUGUAGAGGCUGGGAGAUCCCAAGUCUGUGGGUCAGGAUAGAGGCUUCUCCUGAUGCAUGAAGCCAUGGAGGCUGAUGAACCCAAGACUGGUAGGUCAGAGAGCAGGGCUCUUGCUCACAGGCUGUGAAGAUCAAUGAAUCCCAAAGAUUGGCAGGCUAGACCACAGGUAAGCUGCCAGCUCAAGU